AUGACUUCUCACCAGCGCGAUCCGCAUGAGCCGGUGGCCAUUGUGGGCAUGGGAUGCCAGUGGCCUGGUGGCGUCCGGGACGGCUCUCAAUUUUGGGAAUUCUUGCGUGACAAGGCAGAUGGCUGGAAAGAGUUCGACGAUCCACGCUUCUCUACAAGAGGCUAUCACCACCCCAACGCUGAUCGCCCAGGUUCCGUGGCAAUGAAAGGUGCCUUCCUUGCUGAUGAAGAUGCCCGCCUCUUUGACCACGCCUUUUUCGGCAUGACUGGUCUUGAAGUGGAGACGAUGGAUCCGUCACAACGCAAACUCCUCGAAGUCGCAUACGAAGCCAUGGAGAAUGCUGGAGAAACAUGGGAGAGCGUCUCUGGAUCUCGGACCGGAGUCUUCGUUGGCAACUUCUGCUUAGAUCACUGGAUGAUACAGUCGCGGGAUUGGGACAAUCCAAGACCCUAUGCUUUUACUGGAGCCGGAACCAGCAUUCUCGCGAACCGCAUAAGUUACAUUUUCAAUCUUCAAGGCCCAAGCCUAACGAUCGAUACUGCCUGCUCAUCAUCCAUGUAUGCCCUGCAUCUGGCAGUCAAUGCAAUUCGGGCUGGUGAUUGUGAUUCGGCCAUCGUCGCAUCUGCCAAUUGGAUUGCAGACCCCGGAGUCCAAAUCGCGCUUGACAAGCUCGGCGCACUGUCUGCGUCCUCAAGGUGUCAUACUUUCGAUGCCAGAGCCGACGGAGGCCAGGAAGUUGUUAUACGUGAAGCUUACCGAAACGCCGGCCAUCUCCCUUUCGGAGAAACGAGCUAUUUUGAAUGCCAUGGCACCGGCACAUACGUUGGAGAUCCUAUUGAGGUGGCGGCCUUGGGGAGUGUCUUCGCCCCGGACAGGUCCGCCGACGAUCCAUUGCUAGUUGGUUCUGUCAAGAGCAAUGUAGGGCAUGGCGAAGGCGCCAGCGCCCUGGCAUCGAUCAUGAAGGUUGUGCUUGCCCUUGAGCACGGGGCCAUUCCCCCUGUUUUCAAUAUCGAGACACUCAAUCCCAACAUCGCUUUCGACGCCGCCAAGGUCCAACCUGUGACAGAAGUUACCCCAUGGCCAAAGGAACGACUGCAGAGAGCCAGUAUAAAUUCAUUCGGAUAUGGUGGCGCAAAUGGACACUGCAUUCUUGAUCAUGUCAACAACGUACUGCCGGACUAUGUGGCACCUGGCGUCUACCAGCACAAGGCGAACGGCACAGCCAAUGGCCAUACAAAUGGUCAUACAAAUGGACAUGAGGACGGAGUUUCAAUUCAGCACAGCCCUAUCGUCAAGAGUCCGAGGUUAACUGCCACGGCCAACGCAGCUACACGCCAACUGGUGCUACUGCCUCUAUCGGCCCACAAUGAGCACUCACUCGAGUUGAAUCUCGACGCAUUGUCUCAAGUCAUCGACAAGAUUUCGUUGGCAGACGUCGUGUAUACUCUUGGCGCUAGGCGCUCGAGAUUUGCGCAACGGUCUUUCCGUAUCGUUGACAAGGUCAAUGUCGCCCAGAGCCUCGAGCAGCAUGGCAAGAUUGUGCGAGCCCCUUUGCAGACUGUCAACCUCGGAUUCAUUUUCACCGGUCAAGGAGCUCAGUGGCACGCCAUCCAGUACCUCGACUAUGUCCUGGGCGCACUGCCAAAUCCCCCCUCGUGGUCACUACAGAACAUCCUCUCUGGUGACUGUGAUGCGAUUCUAGUCCAGACAGCUGAAAUCUCUCAAGCUGUAUGUACCGCCGUACAGGUUGGUAUUGUCGAUCUCCUCGCUUCAUGGUCUGUUAGACCUUCGGGCGUCGCUGGACACUCGUCGGGCGAGAUUGCGGCGGCGUACGCUUCGGGUCGCAUCACAGCUGCCGAGGCAAUUAUAGCCGCAUACUUCCGUGGCCAAGCAGUAUCAAGAAAUAAGCAAGCCGGUGCCAUGUUGGCCGUGGGCCUCGGAUGGGACCAGGUUGCCAGGUAUCUUGAAGGCCGACAGGAUGAAGUCAAGGUGGCAGCGAUUAACUCUCCAGGUAGUGUCACUCUAUCAGGCGAACCGACCGCCAUCGACGAGAUUUCCGCAGUCAUGACAGCGGACAGCAUCUUCAACAGAAGGCUGGAAACUGGUGGCAAUGCCUACCAUUCGCAUCACAUGGUUCCUAUCGGGCGUGAAUACGUCGAGAUACUGACCGAGGGGAUCCAACACACCCGAAAGUUGGGGCUGGCCUCCGCGAAACAGCGGUAUCAGCACGUACCAUGGAUUUCAUCAGUCACUCCCAGUAAGAGUACUGCUGAGUUCAACGAGGCCGUCGCAAGCCUUGUGGAUAGCCAGGAUGUUCCGAUUCAUGCUCUUGUGGAAAUCGGACCUCAUCCGGCGCUGAAGAGCCCAUUGGACCAGAUCCUGAAAGCAGGCGGUAAGACUGUUGCUUAUGCUUCAACACUAAAGCGACAGGAAGAUGGCCGAAGGUCAAUGUUGCAACUUGCCGGGACGCUGUUUAGCCUGAACGCAUCUGUCGACCUUGCUGCUGUGAAUGCUGUGGACGAGACGGACGAUACGGGCCUGGAACAUGGCUGCACUUGCAUUGAACUUCCACCAUACAAGUACACCUAUGGAGGGUUGAAUUACCACGAAAGUCGGGCCAGCAAAGAGUAUCGACACAGGCCGGUUGUUAGACACGACCUCUUGGGCUCCAAGGUCGUUGGUAACGCAAAGCUGCGACCCCAGUGGCGCAACAUUCUUCGUAUCAAGGACGUGCCAUGGUUGGGCGAUCAUCGCCUGGUGCCAGAUGCGGUGUUGCCCGGCGCAGGAUACAUAGCCAUGGCAGUGGAAGCCGCCUCACGCGUCUACGACGAGUUCCCCGAGCCGCUGACGAUCAAAGGAUUUUGCCUCCGCGAUGUCGCCAUUAAGAAAAGCCUGGUGAUCCCGGAAGACGACUACGGUGUUGAGGUUUUGACGAGCAUGGAGCUGGCCGAUGUGGCCACGGCCCAGUCGCCAGCAUGGGCGACCUUCUCCAUCAGCUCUGUGGGACGAGAGACCAAUGAAUGGACCGAGCAUAGCACUGGUCGCGUGCAGAUCCAAGUCGAAGUUGCUUCCCAAGAUUUUGACCAGCAUCAAGUUGCUCCCCGUGCCCCACGCGGCGUCAAUGCGCGAGCUUGGUAUAAGAAGUUCUUGGAUGCCGGCCUCGGUUACGGCCCUGCCUUUCAGCCCUUGUCAGACAUCCGCACCGAUCCAGCGUCGAACCUUGGUGUGGCAACCGUUGUCCUGCAUCCGACAACCAUCAAGGGGGGCGAGUCGCGAUACGCCUUGCACCCGGCUUCGCUCGACGGUGCCAUCCAGCUGGGGCUGAUUGCCUGCCAUGGCGGCCGCCUCGACGAGGCCAGCACGGCGUUUGUGCCCGUCCAUCUCUCUCGCUUAUAUCUCGCCAACGACAUUGUGGGGGAUACGUGCACUGUCGUCGCGCGUGGAGAGAGACGCGGCAUUCGCAGUGCCUAUCUCGACUUACAAAUGCUGGGUUCCAACGGCGAGGUCCUGCUCAACGUGGAUACUCUCCGCUGCGUCAGCUUCUCCAAGGAGGCCAAGACGGCGGACAGGAGCUUCGCCAGUCCGUUCACGCGUCUUGUCUGGAAGCCGGAUAUUCGCACGCUGAGCAAUCGCCAGGCCCGCCAGAUAUUCCCUCCUCCCAAGGCGAACGUGGAGAAGUCGCACCUAUGGGGGAUCUUGGAUAAGCUAGUCCACUUUGUGGUCCUCAGCAUGUAUGAAAGCUUCGGAAAACUACGAGACGGGCCCACGCCUUCGGGUGACGUAGGCCACUUCUUCGACUGGAUCAGGAGAAAGGGCCAAGACGAUCAUUCUCCCUUGAUGGAGGAAGCCAGAGACUUGGUCAACAACGGGCUCCUCCAGAAGAUUGAAGACCUUGUCAGCCAAGCACCCGACGUUAUCGAGGUGAAGAUUGCCAAGCUUUUACACGACAACGCGGCAGACAUUCUCUUCGAGCGCCGAACCGGGAUGGAUAUCAUCAUCGGCGAGGAUCUGCUAACGCCUCUUUAUAGAUCUGGUCUCCUGAUGACAGGUAUCUAUCCGCAGCUCUUGCGCGUUCUGAGCGGUCUUGCCCAUGCAAAUCCGAACCUCCGCGUUUUGGAAAUUGGGGGCGGCACCGGCGGCGCGACACGCAUCGCCAUGAAGGCGUUCAACGGCCCCAACGGCAUCAAAGCUUACCAUGACUACACGUUUACCGACAUCUCCCCCGGCUUCUUGUCAUCGGCACGAGCAUCAAUGGCGGACUUGCGCGAUAUGAACUUUUCCGUCUUCGACGCCGAGGUGGAACCCGCAGACCAAGGAUACGAGCAGGCCUACGAUCUCAUCAUUGCUUGCCAGGUCCUUCACGCCACCUCCAACAUGCGCAAUACUCUGUCAAACUGCCGAAAGCUCCUCAGGCCUGGAGGCAGGCUUGUCCUGGUGGAAACUACCCAGAACUUCAUCGUGCCUGGUGUCGUUGUGGGUACGUUCACGGGGUACUGGGCCGGUAUCCCAGAUGGCCGUGUGGAUGCUCCUUUCCAGAGCCUGGACGCUUGGAACUCUUCGUUGCGAGAGGCUGGCUUCUCGGGGCUGGAUCUCGUGUUGGACGACUUUCCAGAACCGCACAAUACGACGUCUGUGAUUCUUUCUACGGUUCUCCCGGAGACGGCAAAUCUACCACAGCCCGCCACAGCUAUCAAUGUGCUCCAUGGUGGCAGAACAGCUCAACCUCUUGUCGAGCACAUUUCCAAAGAACUGAAUCAACGGGGAUUUGUAGCCAAAGCAGGCGCGUUAGACGAGGCCCUGGACGACCUUGCUCCAGAAUCGCGCGUGAUUGCUCUCUUGGAUGAGAAGUAUCUUUUGGCCAAUGCCGACGAGCAAGCCCUGAAGGUGGUUCAACACCUGGCACGGAACUCGGCGAGCUUGGUUGCCCUUACGAGCUGUGGCCUGGUCAAAGGACGCAAUGCGGAUGGUGCCUUGAUUGCUGGCCUGCUCCGCGUCCUCCAAAAUGAGAAUCCUGCCAGCCAAUACGUCAUCGUCGACCAAGAGUUGAAACUUGGUCGAAGCACUCUAGUGGACGACGACGAGGGUGAUCCAAAGGACCAUGAAUUCUCCUAUCACGACGGCUGCUUGUGGGUCAGCCGCCAUGUGCCCGACGCAGGCUUCCACUCGCAACACGGUCUGGACAGCCGGGGCACGAAGCCCGAGUUGCUGCCACUCAGCAGCCAGGGCGGCGUACGGGCUGCCUUUGCGACCCAUGGGGUAUUGAACUCGUUGUGCUUCAUGCCCUACAAGGAACUUUUGCAACCACUGCCGCCCGACUUCAUCGACGUGGCGGUUGCGGCCGUUGGCGUGAACCGGAGGGACUUGGAUCAGUGGACUGGCCGACUGGAUGUCGACCACCUUUCGUCUGAAUACGCGGGCAUCGUCACAGCGGUAGGCGCCUGCGUGGAUGGCUUCAAGAUUGGCGACCGCGUAUACGGUCUCGGGAAAGGGCAGCUUGGCAACCGCACUCGCGUGCCAGCUGCCUUUGCGGGCAAACUCCAGCCGCGUGAUACCAUGGCCCAGAUGGCUACCAUGCCAUUGGCAUACACGACGGCCAUCUAUGCUUUCGACCAUAUCGCCCACCUCCGGAAGGGACAGUCGGUGCUUGUUCAGUCAGGCGCGAGCGAUGUCGGGAUAGCAUCAAUUCGUCUCGCCAAGGCAAAAGGAGCGCAUGUUUUCGCCACGGUCGAGACACCUGAACAACGGAGCUUCCUCAUAGACGAACUGGCCAUGUCAGCUUCGCAUGUCAUUCGGGCACCCAGUUUCACGGAUCUGCGACGCGCUGCACAAAUGACGCCCAAGGCUGGGUUUGAGGUGAUUGUCAGCACUGCUCGAGGCGAACUCCUCUCUUCGUUCUUGCAAGUGCUGGCACCUCUAGGCCGCCUGAUCGAUGUUGGUCGAGUCGAGGUACAGGCCGCUCGGAAGACAAGUCUGGAGUUGCUCCCGCACAGCGCUACCUUUGCUUCUAUCGAUCCUUUUGCCAUUCUCGACCUGGAUCCAGCCCUUGGUGCAGAGCUCAUGCAGGCCGCUGAUGGCUAUUACCGCAGCGGACUCAUCGGACCCAUCCAAAAAAUCACCGCGCCCGAUGUUGCUCACUUGUCCUCCGAAUUAGACGAUUUCCCCAACAUCAUUGGCAAGCUGGUUAUAAGCUUCGAAAACACCGAGAGUUCCGUCAUGAUGAUCCCUUCAGCACCGGCCGUCAAGUUCGACUCCGAGUCUUGCUACGCCAUCACCGGAGCCUUGGGCGGCUUGGGACAGUCCUUGAUUCGAUGGAUGGGGGAUCGAGGUGCAAGGCACAUGGCACUUCUCUCUCGACGUCAUGUUUCCAGCGUAUCUGGAGCCCAGGAACUUGUCGACUCACUGGCCGGCCGCGAUAUCCAUGUCGAAUGCCAUGUCUGUGAUGUCAGCAAGAAAGACCAGGUGAUGCGUGUGAUGCAGCAGAUCUCUUCGCAUCGUCCCAUCAAGGGUGUUGUUCACGCUGCUGUUUCCUAUCUUGACCUUACAUUCGAACGGCUUUCGCCUUCGAGAUGGAACGACGGCCUGUCAGCCAAAGUGGAAGGAACCAAGAAUCUGCACGAGGCCACCUUGUCAAUGCCCCUUGAUUUCUUCGUCAUGACCACCUCGGCCUUGUCUGUGUUUGCGUUUGCAACACAGGGUGCAUACACGGCAGCCAAUAAUUUCCAGGAUGCAUUCGCACGACACCGCCGGCAGAUGGGGUUACCUGCGUCGACAAUCUCGUCCAGCUUAAUACGAGAUGUUACCAACGUUGGCACAGAUUCUACUACCGUAAAUCUUUUCGAGCGCAACAAGGCUCUGACGCUGAGCGAAUCUCAAUUCCUGGCCCUUGUCGAGCCAGCGUUCUUGGACAACAAGACGGCAGACAAGACAAGCCCCGAGCAAUGGUUUGGUCAAGAGAGCGAUCCGCUUUCCGCCGCAAACUUGCACACCUACUUGGACCCCAGUGGCCUGGUGGCCAGGAUGCGUCAUGACAUGCGGCAGUCUAUCCCUGUACAGACUUCCCUCGACGAAGGAUCCAAGAACACCAUUGCUCAUCUACGCAGCGAGCUUGACGCGGCUAUUCGCGAAGGACCUGGAGCGCGUGCUUCCGCCGUGGCCCUUGUGCAGAGCGCCAUCAUCAACGUCGUGGCCGAGAUGCUGUUUGUCGAUGUGGAGAGCAUUGACCCGGCCAAGUCGGUGGCGGAUCUAGGUGUAGACAGUUUGAUCGCGGCCGAGUUGCGCAACUGGUUCCUGCUAGGGCUUGGCACCAACAUCAGCAUGCUGGAUCUUCUUGACCCGAGCGUGAGCAUCAGCAUGUGGGCUGCCAGCAUUAUUGAUAAGGGUCUGAGUGCCAAGGCAGAGACUGAAUAG
Messenger RNA from Hirsutella rhossiliensis, 7407 nucleotides. Its product is annotated as polyketide synthase dehydratase domain-containing protein. The coding region runs from base 1 to 7407 and encodes 2468 amino acids. The transcript is spliced from 9 exons. The record is from RefSeq and is a predicted model, not a curated record. Gene Ontology annotation, biological process: fatty acid biosynthetic process; secondary metabolite biosynthetic process. Gene Ontology annotation, molecular function: oxidoreductase activity; phosphopantetheine binding; fatty acid synthase activity. Lineage: Eukaryota; Fungi; Ascomycota; Sordariomycetes; Hypocreales; Ophiocordycipitaceae.